CUUCAGUCCAUAGUCGAUCGGUAAACGAAACAGAACAGUUUUUUGACCGAUUUUAUUGUUUUAUUUUUUGUCUUCUUCAAAUACAUCACGUUCAAUUUGUGUGUGUCUUAUUUAAAAAAAAAGCUAUAAACUCUUCAAAAGAGUCAAAGUUUGAAGCAAAUGUGCGAAUAAUCACACCAGCGCGACUUAAUAUUCAAUUUUAUUAAUACGUCGCGAUAAUUUCCUCGAAUCCGCUAAUAAAUAGAGACUCGAAAAAAAUAAACAAACAAACGAGAUAAGGAAUUGAAGAAAAAAUCAAAAUUGAAGAAAGUUUCUUUCUUGUCCAAAAUGGGUCGCUUUUGGGGCUUUUCCGCCCUCGUCGUUGCUCUUUGCGUCGCUCAAACGUGGGCGGUGCGCAUUAAGGGCUCUACAGAAAUCGAUAUCGAACGCGCCAAGUACCUCAAGUUGCAAGAUGACAUGUGGGCUCUUGUUGAACAAGGCACAAUCCAAAAGCACGACAUCGAGGAGAAACUUUACUCGACUUUUCGGGAUCUUGCAACUUCCAAUUGGACCGCGAGGUAUAAAGAAAACGAAUUUGCGUUUCUUCAGCGGUUUUACGAAUGGAAUUUAGUUGAAAAGGAUUUGCUUGGAAUUGAGGGCUUAUGGGGAGCUUUUAAGCAUUUUCUCGCAAAUCAAUUCACGGCGAACGAUUUUAAUGAAUUGGCGGCAAUGGACUUUGCUGAUACUGUAUUCCACGAUAAACAACUCACGAUGAAUGGGUCACUUGAUAGCGUGCAUCGAAUUAUGGUGAAACAGGGUUUUUACUAUAAAGCAGCGAUGGAGGCGAAAAAUAGCGUUUGCUCCACAAAACAAUCGCCGCAACAGAUGAUGUUCCAACUUUACAACGUCUUGUCGCUCACGGAGCUCAAGGGAUAUGCCAUGAUGCAAUUUUCAUGGAUGUUACUAAAAACCUAUGGCAAAGGAAACUUCGCCAAAGAAGCGGAAAUCAUGAAAAAUCAAUUCAAUGAACGCACGAAUCAGACCCAAACACUGUUAAAACGCGUUAUGGAACGCGCCGAUCGCUCCGUUUGGCGUUGUGACCCCACGCAUCACGUUUCCGGCGAAACUUAUGAGGAAAUCACGCGUCUCUUGCAAGGAUACAUCGAAAACGAGGUCGAUUUGAAUGCCGAUGGUACUUGUAUGGAGAAUUGCGCCGCUUACCAAUACACGGAAAGUCACGGUUGCUUCAAGGGCGAGAAGAAAUAUUGCUCGCGACAGGAAAAAUGUAACGGAAAAUUGCUUCAUUGUCGUUACGUUGACUCGGAUAUGUGGAUUUGUCCUGCUCGCACGUCAAGCAAUCGCAGAUACGAGUAUAUCGAGUACGAAAACGGAAAAGUGUUUGGCAAACAACAAAAUUGCGUACGUGGAACGACAAAAGUUGAUUCGUGGUGGCGUUAUUUGUUCUGGCAUUGCAGCUAUUGCUUCUGUUUGUGCGAUCAGCAAGGCAAAAAGAGUGACAGAUACUUCAAUUUACGUGAAUCUGUCUCGAAUGUCGUUGAAAAUAAAGUCGUCACAGGAGUUCGUUUCAAGAAACAAAACCGAAUAAUUCACAUCCAAAUCCAAGAAGGACGAUUAUUACCGAGAGGCGCGAUCGAUCCUGACUCCGUCGAAUGGAAACCAGUGUCGGAUUAUACGAUUUUCGAUCGCGGAAUCCGCAAUGGACACGAUUAUCACACCUUAAAAUGGGACAAUCGCAGUUUUGACUUGGAUGAUCUCAUGGCAAAGCCUUCGCAUGUGCUUACGGGCGUCAAAUUCCGCGUCGUUGGUACUCAUUUGAACUUGGAGAUCAGAGUAAAUGAGUUUGACUUCGCCUCAGGAAGGAUUGAUCCAACGGGAGAAUGGAUUUCCAAUGAUAAUACUGAUCAAAGUUCAGUUAAAAGGCGCGAAUUGCGAUUCAAUCGUCCUGACAUUCCAACUGCCUCUCAAAUGAAAUCGCUGCCAGAUUCGGAUCCGAAUCAAUAUUUCGACUUUGUGAACUCCGAUUUGGAUAGCGAUGCGGCCCAAUCUACCGUUCCCUUCAUCGAUAUUCAAGAAGUGACGAGUGAACCGCUCGUUCCGCUAUCUGGCGUUGGCACGUAUCACAAGGGACGUGAUUUAAGCGGCGGAUUUGUUGCACUCAAAAUUAUCACGUACGACUUCAGUCCACACAUUCAGUUACCAGACUAUGCGGAAAAUUAGAUUUAAACGUUUUGGAAUCUCUGUCAUUAGAUUUUAAGUGAAUGUUCCUCGAAAUUAUCCCCCAAGCGAUAUUCUGUAUUAGACAGAAGUGAAUGCUCCCUCAAUAAAGAUUAUUUCUAUA
Messenger RNA from Culicoides brevitarsis, 2338 nucleotides. RefSeq lists its product as uncharacterized. Bases 328 to 2217 code for a protein of 629 amino acids. The transcript is spliced from 6 exons. Lineage: Eukaryota; Metazoa; Arthropoda; Insecta; Diptera; Ceratopogonidae. The record is from RefSeq and is a predicted model, not a curated record.